Vespula vulgaris is the source of this 3363-nucleotide messenger RNA. RefSeq names its product adenosine deaminase 2-like. The record is from RefSeq and is a predicted model, not a curated record. NCBI's taxonomy places the organism in Eukaryota, Metazoa, Arthropoda, Insecta, Hymenoptera, Vespidae. Gene Ontology annotation, molecular function: adenosine deaminase activity. The transcript is spliced from 4 exons. The coding region runs from base 170 to 1690 and encodes 506 amino acids. Gene Ontology annotation, biological process: inosine biosynthetic process; adenosine catabolic process.
AGCCGAGGCGAUCGGUGGUCACAAAGAUCAUGCAGAUUUAAGAAGUUAGUUUCUUUGAUCUAACUACGUUCAUUAUAUAUAUAUACGAUCGGAAUUUAAACUGUAAUAUAAAUAAAUAAUAAAAAUUUUUAUGAUAUUUUAAGUGAUAAAUUAAAUAAUUAUCGUAAUCAUGAAUGGAUUAAUCGUUUCGGUAAUAGUGAUUUUUUGUUUUUUGUAUACUGCAAAUUCGAUUCCUUAUGAUUAUUGGACAGCACGAGCUCAAAUAUUAACCAGUGAACAAAAAUCUAUGCUUGGCGGUCAACUUGAUUUUAAACAUGAUGAACGAAUUGCUAAUGAUUUUCUAAUGACGAAGAAACGUGCCGAAUUUGAAAAUGCCUUUAAAAACUCAAGUCUCUUUCUACCUGGACGUAAUUUCUUAGAGGCAAGAACAGACAUAAAAAAUUCAGAAGUUUAUAAAAUUAUUCGAACGAUGCCGAAAGGUGCUGUCCUUCAUGCACACGACACAGCACUCGUCUCAGCCGAUUGGAUUUUCUGGAACGUAACGUUCCGACCGAAUCUCUACGUUUGUGAAUCAUCAAAAGGUCUGCUUCAAUUACGAUUUUUCGAAAAACCGGACGAUAAUUGUUCAUGGAAACUUUUGAGCGAUCUCAGAAAAAACAAAAGUAUCGUCGAUACAAUUAACUCAAAGAUUUAUAAACAAAUGACUAUGCUAACGAAAAAUCCUGAAGUGGAUUAUAAAGAUGUCGAUAAAGCUUGGUCGAAGUUCGUUCAAAUAUUUGCGUUUAUCACGCCAAUGCUUACUUAUAAACCUGUUUACGAGGACCACUAUUACGAAGCCUUGAAAGAUCUUUACAUGGAUAAUAUCAUGUACAUUGAAAUUCGUAGCACCCUUCCGAAUUUAUACGAGCUCAAUGGCACCGUCUACUCGUCUCUCGAGACUGCAAUGGUUUAUAAAAAGACUACGGAAAGAUUUAUGUCAGAUUAUCCAAACUUUGUUGGUGCCAAAUUGAUAUAUGCCCCAUCUCGCAAAGUAGAUGAAAAGAAAUUCGACGAAUAUUUAACGAUACUUAAAGCUUUGAAAGAAAAAUAUCCCACAUUCUUAGCUGGAUUUGAUUUAGUUGGACAAGAAGAUAAAGGACAACCUUUAAUCGUAUUCGCCAAUAAAUUAAGGAGUCUCGAUCCAUCGAUCGAUUAUUUUUUCCAUGCUGGUGAAACUGAUUGGUAUGGUUCAAGUACCGAUGAAAAUCUUAUCGAUGCAGUUCUAUUAGGUGCCAAACGUAUUGGGCAUGGAUACGCUUUAACGAAACAUCCACUGGUAAUGGAAAUAAUGAAGCAACGUGGCAUCGCCGUCGAGGUCAAUCCUAUUUCUAAUCAAGUGUUGAGCUUGGUAAAGGAUUUUAGAAAUCAUCCGGCGGCUUAUUUAUUUGCCAACAAUUUUCCUGUUGUCGUUUCGAACGAUGAUCCUGGACUUUGGGGUAGCAAAGCUCUAAGUUACGAUUUUUAUCUAGCUUUCAUGGGAAUUAUGUCGCAGAAUUCUGAUUUGAGGGCUCUAAAGCAGCUGGCUAUUAAUUCUAUUAUGUAUAGUAAUAUGGAUGUUGAACAGAAAAAUAAUGCUUUGGUAGUUUGGAAAAAGAAAUGGUGCGAUUUUAUAGAACAAUUAGUUAACUCGUCUCAAGCACAACAAAUUUAACAUAUUCGAAUAGACGACCUAAUCGUUUAAUUAAUUUUUAUCUUGCCUAUCACGGAUGAGAUAUUAGUCAUUUAUUAUAAUUCUUAUUAUUUACUCGGUAUUUCCUCAUCAAGAACAUAGUUACACAUCGCGUUUUGUUUAUAUGUUUUAUAAUAAAGUUCUUCCUCUAUUAUAGUUAUAAUCUAUUUUCAGAAAGUGAAUUUUCAAAGCAAAACGAAUGGAAAAGAUGCUUUAAAAUUAUUAACACACUUUAAAUAUUCCGAACUUUGAAACACCCUUAAUUAAUUAACACUUAAAAAUUAUCUAGAAACUGCUCUAAUCUCGUGUGUAUUCGAUUCAAUUAUCGAUUUAAAAUUAGAAGAAAGAAAAUAAUGCAUAAAAAAUGAUAAAUAAAUAAAACAAUUUUAAGGAAAUUAAUGCUAACUAAAUGAAAUUUCGUUUUAGUUUUCUUUUUGUUUCUUUUUCGUUUUCUCUCUAUAAUUAUAGAUAUUUUUAAAACAUAAUUACGUACUCUAAUAUUACGUAUGAUAAUAUUUGUAUACUUUAGAUUUAUUUCUGACACGAACAAUCAAAAUAGAAGAAAUACGAUAUCGCACCUUUCUUUCUUUCUUUGAAACGAAAAAAAGUCAUUUUCGACUCAUUUCUUUAAAAUUAUACUUUAUUAUAAUUGUUGCAACGAAGAAUGUGCGGACUCAUUUAGUAUGCAAUUAUAGUUAAUAAAUAAUUCAAGGAUAGAUCUAACGUAAAUGAUAUAAAUCAUCUUUUAUCGAUAAUCAGAAUCAAAGUUUCUCAAUGAUAAAAUUUUUAUAGAAACGGUUUGCAAGAAAAAUGUUCUAAAGAAAGAAUUUACAUAAAACUUAUAUAAUAGGAUCGAUAUACAUCUAUCGUAUUUCUUCGUUUCCUUUUUUCUUUAUAGAAUUUUUUCUCUAUUUCAUAACGGCGUUUUAUAAACGAGACAAUAUUGUUUUAUAAUUAAAUUACUCUACGUAAGCGAUUACGAUUACAAUACGUUAAAUCGAUGCGGUUUGAAGAAUAUUAAACGACGAAUAAGAUGUUUUAAGUAUCUGUGGAAAAGUAGCCUUUUGUUUUUGUGAUAACUACAAUUUAAAAACAGAAAAGAAAUAUUACUCACCCAUGUAAAAGCGUCAAGAUUGAGAGAAAAAAUCCGAUGAUAAGAUAAUGUCAAUUCUUUCUGACUGAUCCUCAUCAAGAACUGUAGGUUUCGACGAUCACUCUGCGUAGACAUUACCCAAUCGCUAUUAUAAAUAGCAUCGGCGACUUCUUUGCCCUACGUAUAAAAAUAAGUUAAAUAAACAUAUUCUCAAUCAGAUAAUUAUUUCUGUCAAAGAUAUACCUUUAAUCGAAGCUCAUUGCCGUACCAACAAUAACAAAAAAUUUGGAACAUUAUACAACCAGUAUAUAAAACAUAGGAACAAAAUUCUACGGUAAAAGGAUUUUUCUAAAAAAUGUAGAUGUAUAUAUAAAAGUUUAAGUAAGGUUAUAUAUAUUAAAAAGUUGCGUCAAUAAAUAUAAAAAAAAAACUAACCUUCGACAUUUGAAAGAUGGUAGUACAAAGUGUAACUAAGCUGAAAAAUAAUAAAAAGGCUACCGUCCAAAUGAACAAAUAUUCGAUUCUUCUUACGAGAUCGUGAAUAAAUACGUGAUGUCUAACA